AUCUGCCGCGAUGCGCCAAUAACGCGCUGACACCGCUGUAUUUAAACGCGCUUGUACGAGUCCUGGCUCAAUCGGUGCCUGACUCUCGUGGGACGUGCUCGUGUCGUGUCGUGUUUGUGUGUCUGUCUGUGUGAUUACUCGUAUACAACAUGAUUAUCUGCCUAUCUGGUUUUGUUAUUGCCGGAACAUCACCGACUUCAAUACCGGUGACGUCUCGUAAUGAUAUUAGUGUGGUGGAGCGGCUGGGCGGCGCGUGCGAGCGGCCGCUGGCGCCGGGCGGCGCGCGCUACUCGCCGCACCACCACCAGCUGCUGCAGCACUUCGCGCCGCCGCUCGCGCACAGAGGUGUGGGUCGGUCCAGCAGCAGCUCCGCGGAGUCCGUGUCGAGUCACAGCGCGUCGCCGCCGCCGGGCGCCGUGCCCCCGCCGCCUGCGCUGGCGCCCGCGCCCGGCGCGCCGCCCACACUCGCGCCACACCCGCACGCGCCGCUCGCCUCCGUGAGACCGCUCAACUACAAUCGAUAUACUCGCGUAAGGACUCUGUACGCUUGCCUGGGGGAGGGUGACGGCGAGCUGUCCUUCGAGCCGAACCAGAUCAUCACGAACGUGGCGCCCUCCGGCGAACCGGGUUGGCUGCGCGGCACCCUCAACGGCAAGACCGGCCUUGUGCCAGAGAACUACGUCGAACCGCUCCCCUAAACCCCGCCACUGUCCUAGCUGAUGCUAGACUAUGGACUUACCUGACGAGAAAUCUGUCACAAUCGUUCAACACGAACGCACUGCAAGACUGGCCUUGUAAACGAUAUUAUACGGUCUUAGUGGAUGCGGGACUUGAGCUGACGAGUGAAGAGCUAGCGAGAUGGAUCGAACCUCAGCGUGUUAACGAGACUGAGUUCUAUCUGCCUUAGUGGAUGCAGGACUAGGGACGUAUUAGGAAAAUUUACUGAAUUACGAAGUCCUAGUGGAUGCGAUACUACAUUAUGUGGUAAAUACAGAGUACUCGUGUUACCUCGCUGCGCAUGGAAACGAAUUUUUGGUAAAAAAAAUCUCAUCGUCCCCAAUAGUUGGUAACAAACAAAAUAAAUGUCUUCUCAGUCAGUUGGUAUAGAGAUGAUAAUUCCGUAAUGCAUUUGAGAAUAUGGUUUUGAUAAGCAAUAUCAUUGGCGUAACUGAAUAUUUAUAGAGUAAAUGGUGUUUAAUAUAGGUAAGGUAUGUGUUCAAAACUAAGUUACGGUAGUGGCGAUUUUAAAGAAAAGGUACUUUUGUCCCUCCCUUUACUCUAGUUACGCCAAUGAGCACGUUUUGUAUUAGCCGUAACAAGUCUGAGACGCUUGCCAGAUAGACUUUACUUACAUUCCAUAUCAGCAUUCGUAAUAUAGUAACAGUUUCGCCGUCGACAGAUGGCGCGCAUCUCACAGUAUUUAAGAGCUUCCCGUGUUUAUUAAUGUGCGUCUGGCUGACACUACGGUGGAUUUGGGCCGACGGCAAACUAUUUUGGGAGUUUUCAUAUCAAAAUCUUGCACUUUUUGCCUUCAAAGUAUUAUAAUAAGGUUUAGAAUAACUAACAUACAAAACGCAAUUCCGGCCUAAAUAUAUUUUCUAACGAUUUACUUGCAAUGGCGCCGGCAGCAUUUACGUUUAGUUACGAGUUCCUUUACUAGAUGGCGCUAUUGUGAAUUUGUCAGACUGCCACAAAUCCACCGCAGUGUGCCACUCCAUCCAGCAGGCCUCGUAUGUCGCCUACAGUGAUUCAAAUUACAUAUCGUAACAUAGCUGCCAUAUCGAUUUGUCCAUUUUUGGAGAAUGUUUAUAGAGGAGAGAUAUUGUGAAGCUGUUUAUAAGUGAUGUGUUACAUCGAGAUAGUGUAGCAUGAUCGGGUGGCGCGCUGACGACCGGGCACAACACCGGAGUUGCGGAAAUAGAUUUUAAACCACCUCGGAAUAUAUGUUCAUUGUUUUGUUAGGGAAGACCCUCAGUCUAUGAAUGAUCAAUAAGCAAAAACUGAUUGAUCAUUCAUAGCUACGUCUAUAUCAGAGGUUCCCUAACGUUUUUUUCCCAUAGACCACUUUAAAAAUUUUGCUGGUUCCGGUGGACCCCCUGCAGCUAAAUUUCUACCAUAUUCCCCCAGAAUAUGCUAGUUUUUACAAGUAACAGUUGCUGACCUUCUUAAAAUAUUAUCUGUCUACAUUGAUAGGUGAAGUCAAGCCAACAUUCAAGCUCUUUACUAUCAAAAUCAGAUACAUUCUUGUGGACCCCCGCUUACGAAUUGUGAACUCCUAUUUUUUGGUCACGCCAAAGUAGACCUUCGAGUCUUAAGUGAACGCCUGGGGGUCCAUCUGAACCACUUUCGGAAUCAAUGGUCUAUACUGUGGACAAAAUCAAAGGAAAUAUAUCGGUAAAGGUCCCGUAACGUCUUUAUAUUUACGCCACAAUACGUAUUUUUAUGUAAGUUUUAUACGAAAAAAAAAUAAUCUUCUCGCUUUUAUACUGUAUUUUUAAAUAGCUGAAUAAACGCGUAUUUUAAUAAUUGUGCCAGUUAACACGAUUGACUUUCCGUUGAUAUUAAGAGUGAAUGGAGUAUGUGCGAAUGAAUUGUUUUAAUUAUUUUAUGGACAAUGAAAUGUGAAUGAAUAAGGUGAUAAUAAUGUUAAGUGGAUGGCGUAAAUAUAAAUAUGUCGGGGCGGAGCCGUCGUAACUAUUUAUGGGCUAGCAUGCGUGUGCACUAUUUUUGUCUCCUUCGCACUCACCCGUCACGUUGCGUGUGACGUCAUCGCGCCCACACACAUGAUGGGUUGAGAGUGUUGUGUGCGGCCUCGUGCGAGCGACGUCGGGCGCCACCCUUAUAGUUUCCUAUCAUUUACGUAGUAGGAGCGCACGUUAAGCGACACCAAAUAUAAUAUUUCUUAGUGUUACAUAUUUUGUUGAUUGUUUUUUAACGGUUUCUGUAUAUUUUGUAUAUUGUACAUAAGAGUUUGUUGAUAUUUUUAACUAUUUAUAAUUAUACUUUGUUGUGAAUUUUGUACCAAAUAAAAUUGUAACGUAUUACGCAAUGUCCUCACGGAUGCCUAAUUAUAAACGAAUAUUAAAACA
This is a messenger RNA of Manduca sexta (tobacco hornworm), 3089 nucleotides long. Its product is annotated as rho GTPase-activating protein 26. Lineage: Eukaryota; Metazoa; Arthropoda; Insecta; Lepidoptera; Sphingidae. Bases 150 to 698 code for a protein of 182 amino acids. The record is from RefSeq and is a predicted model, not a curated record. The transcript is spliced from 5 exons. Gene Ontology annotation, molecular function: GTPase activator activity; protein binding.